Messenger RNA from Aspergillus niger, 576 nucleotides. RefSeq lists its product as uncharacterized. Gene Ontology annotation, molecular function: RNA binding; RNA nuclease activity. Bases 1 to 576 code for a protein of 191 amino acids. The record is from RefSeq and is a predicted model, not a curated record. The transcript has 2 exons. NCBI's taxonomy places the organism in Eukaryota, Fungi, Ascomycota, Eurotiomycetes, Eurotiales, Aspergillaceae.
AUGUUGUUCAGCUUCAAGCCCACUAUCCUCCUAGCCCUGGCCCUCACCGCGGUUGCCAGCCCUAUCGCCAACCCGACGGCCGACGAGACCAACACCCUGGUCGCCCGCGCCCAGAUGAAAGAUGUCAACUGUAACGGAAAGAAAUUCGCCAAGCAGGACAUUUACAACGCAAUCCAGCAGGCUAGGAAGGUUCAAACGGCCAAAGACAACCACGAAACAGGCUAUGCAAAAUACCCGGAGGAGAAUUUCAACUUUGAGGGACUCUUUAAAGUCAGCACCACUCUGUAUGAGUAUCCUUUGGUCGCAGGGGGAGUUUACAGCGGCAAGCUGGGAGUCAAUGCAGACAAAUACCGCGUUGUCAUGAACGAGAAGUACGGUUAUGUUGGGUCAUUGUAUCACAUUACGGGUAACUCUUUCAAAAAGUGCGAUAAUAUUGAGACCAGUCCUACCACCACCACCACUACUACUACUAAGACGACUACCACUGCUACUGCUAAGGCGACUACCAAGGCUAGUAGUGGUAAGUCGGGUCACAAGUCUGGUAGCAACUCUCACAAGAAGGGUGGUAAGAACUAG